AUGGCGUAUUCCAACCUCCCGCACCCCGACCGCAUUUGCAAAAUUAAGCUAGAUGCAUUUAAUUCGAUUCUUCAAAAUGUCAGGCUGUACGCGGAAGGUCUCGAUGCGAGUUCAGAGACUACCAUAAAUACGUUAUCUGGCUUUGCUCUGUUACCACUUUUUAGCAUUCACUUAUCUAGACUUCAUACAAUGUGCUAUAUAUCCAGUGACAUCUUUACUCAAUGUCGCAGUACGGGACUCUUUUUUUGUUGA
This is a messenger RNA of Plasmopara halstedii, 252 nucleotides long. RefSeq lists its product as uncharacterized. The record is from RefSeq and is a predicted model, not a curated record. The coding region runs from base 1 to 252 and encodes 83 amino acids. Lineage: Eukaryota; Oomycota; Peronosporomycetes; Peronosporales; Peronosporaceae. The transcript has 2 exons.